CCAUCAUUUUUUCAUUCGUGAAUAAUUAUAAUCAACAACUAUGUCGCAUCUUAAUUCUGGUCGCCUGAAUCUGUCAUCAUUACGAGAUUUUCAACGAACCGAUCUGUUUGCUCUUCUGGAUUCGAUCGAUGGAACCAAAGCUAUCGUAUGGGAUCAACAAUUGAUCGCUCCUUUUGAACUUAUUAGUAAUAUAAAAUCAUUCAUGGAGCAUAAAGUUAUACAAAAUUUGAAAUUUCGAUCCGUACAAGGAUCGAUGGUUGAAGCUCAAAAUGUUGUUUAUUUUAUCCGACCGACCCUAAGUUAUAUGGACACAAUAGCCGAGGAUAUUCGAGCUUCAGAAUCAAUUCGUAAUUGUAAUUUUCAUAUAAUUUUUGUACCAAGAAAAUGUAUUUUAUGUGAAAAAAGAUUGGAAACUUUGGGCGUAUUUGGUUCGUUUACUACGAUCGAAGAAUAUUCACCCGAUUUCUUUGUUCUGGAUUCUGAUGUUAUUUCCAUUGAAUGGCCUUUAUGUUUUCGUGAAUGUAAUCUUGAAAUGGAUUAUUCUUCAUUAUAUCAAUUGGCAAAAUCAUUAAUGACAUUACAAUGUGCCUUCGGUAUCAUACCAUCUGUUUAUGGUAUUGGCCGUUUGUCGAAAAUCCUAUAUGAUUAUAUGAACAAAAUGAAAAGUGAAUUAAUCAGUAUUGAAAACAAUGUUGUAUCCAUGAUUGAUCAAUUGAUAUUGAUCGAUAGAUCUGUUGAUCUGCUUUCACCAUCCAUUACGCAACUUACCUAUGAAGGGCUAUUGGAUGAAAUAUAUGGUAUCAAUCAGACAGCAAUUCGUUUGCCACCAGAAAAAUUCAUAACCAAUAAUGAUGAUCAAACGACAUCUUCGGCACCAAAAAAAUCACAAGUUGGAAAAUUCUAUUUGAAUUCUGGUGAUGAACUUUUCAAAAAACUUCGUGAUCUUUAUUAUCUUCGAGUUGGACCAGUGUUGCGCGUAUCAGCAAAAAAUCUUACCACUCAAUUCGAUGAACGACGUACAGCUAAAACUGUUAGAGAAAUAAAACAGUUUGUAGAAAAAAUACCUUAUCUUCAACGACUUCGGAACCAACAAGCCAAUCAUACAUCGAUGGCGGAACUAAUUCGUGAAGUCACCGACCGUGAAGAGUUUCAUGAAAGGAUAUUUUGUGAAAACGAAUUACUGAAUUGUUUCGAAAUCGAUUCUAUCAAUCCAUUUAUUGAAACUUGUAUCAGUCGUUCAGAAGAUAUUAUAACGGUUUUACGUCUAAUUUUACUACAAACUAUUUGUGCCAAUGGUCUUAAACAAAAAACACUUGAUUAUUAUAAACGUGAAAUUUUACAAACAUAUGGCUAUCAACAUUUAUUAACAUUAAAUGCAAUGGAAAAAUGUGGUUUACUUCGAAUUUCAAAUGGUUAUGGAAUAUCAUAUUCAGGAUUACGGGUAAAAUUCCGAUUGACAAAAGAAUCUUCUAAAUCCAACAAUGCCAAUGUUAACAAUGGUGAUAAUCAGCUGAUAUUGUAUCAGGGACAAGUUCAUGAUGUUUAUUUUCCAUUCACCGUUCGUAUUGUUCAACAUAUCGAUCAAUUUGGUUACCGAUCAUUCAAUGAUGCAUUCACUAGACAAUGUAAACCAGAACCAAAUGGACAGAAUCCAUAUACGAUAUUCGAAGAAAAUCAAUCAACCGGUAAUAUUCGUCGCCGACGUAAUUCCGAUACAACAUCCAUGCAAUCAACAUCGGAAACAAAUGAUAAAUUAGUAUUGGUUUUAUUCAUCGGUGGCUGUACAUUUUCGGAAAUAUCUGCACUACGUUUAUUGGCACAGAAAGAAAAUGUCAAUUCGGAAUUUAUCAUUGCAACCACAUCAAUAAUUAAUGGUAAAACACUUCUUCAAUCUAUUGCCGAUCCUUUGUCUACGAAGAAAAAAUAAGGCUUUCUUCUUCAUUUUUUUUUAUCACAGCUUAAAUUUGUUUAAAUGAUAGUCAAAUAAAAACAACAACAAAAAAAUUA
Dermatophagoides farinae (American house dust mite) is the source of this 2007-nucleotide messenger RNA. RefSeq names its product vacuolar protein sorting-associated protein 33A (gene car). Gene Ontology annotation, biological process: vesicle-mediated transport. NCBI's taxonomy places the organism in Eukaryota, Metazoa, Arthropoda, Arachnida, Sarcoptiformes, Pyroglyphidae. The record is from RefSeq and is a predicted model, not a curated record.